UUCCCCUCCUGAGUCUUCCACAGCGACUUUGACCGAUGCUGGGCGGCCCAGCUCUCUGGGCCAGGCCUCGCUUGAAGUGCGAACGCGGCUCGGGCCCAACGGGAAUGCUCGCGCUAAAACAGUCCAGACGCCCGCCUGGGCAGCCUCAGGUAGGGUACCGAACUCUAUACACCGAUGCCUUUUGUUCGGUCCCGCACUGAGAUUCGCGCAAGAAAACGGAUUCUGGUGUAUACGGCAUCCUGGUGUACACAUGAUCUUUCACUACUUUCGGAAUGCUGCCAUUCCGUCUUGGCACCGUCUUCGUCCCUUCCAGCGCGAACUGGGAUGGGCGAGCGGUGAACACGUAGCGUCUUGAAAAACAAUCGGCAUGAGCACAAGAUGUCGGACGUUUGUGUGCGUUAUGCCGCUGCCUCUUCUUCGAGGGAGCGAGCGAGCGAGCAGAGGGCUCAAUCGCGACCGCCUGGUGCGGCCGGCAGCACGCCCCCGCGCGCGACCAGGAGGAUGCCCAUCUCCAAGUGGCCCACAUACGGGAACUGGUCGAAGGCAGCGAGGCGCACGAUGUCGUGCUCCUGGACAGCACGGCCAGGUCGUCUCUCAGCGUCUCGGGGUUGCAAGAGAUGUCCACUAUUCGCGGGAACCGCGCGAGGAACGCGGAGACCUGCGGGCCGAGCCCCGCGCGGGGCGGGUCCACCUGCACGGUCCGAAAGUCGAAGGCGCCGAGGUCCACGUGCUGCAGCCGCACGAAGGAGCGCAGCCCGUCCAUGGCCAGCGCCAACUCCUCUGCAGACACGCUGGACUGUGCUGACCUACGGUGAUGUUGGCGACGCCGUUGUCCGCGGCGUUCUGCUUGCAGGUGUCCAGCAGUUCCUUCACCAUCUCCGUGGCGAAGACCCUGCGGAACAACGGCGCCAGCGCCACGCAGAAGUUGCCGUUGCCGCAGUACAGCUCCAGCAGGUCGUCGCCGCGCGGCGCGCUGGCAGCUGCGCCGACCGCCUCCGUGGCGUCGAGGGCGACGGCCCUCGCCCAGGCGAGCACGCGUCGAAGAAGAAAAACUGCAUACAGUGGAGGGCAGUCCAUAAGAAACCUUCCACAGGAAACCCAAC
This is a messenger RNA of Prorocentrum cordatum, 1103 nucleotides long. Lineage: Eukaryota; Dinophyceae; Prorocentrales; Prorocentraceae. The record is from the annotation of a GenBank genome assembly.